AUGAUGCCCCCUUCAUUUGGGAAGAAUUUAAAAAAGGUUUUCAUGAGAAGUAUUUUUCCCCAGGGUAUCCAAUUCCAGAAAUAUAGGAAGUUUGACCGACUGGAGCAGGGUGAUAUGACAGUUGCCCAGUAUGCAGCAAAGUUUGAAGAGAUGUCCCGAUAUGCUCUGACCUUGAUAUCAGAGGAUAGUGACCGAGCAAGAAAAUUUGAAAAUGGACUCAGGGGACGGAUUCAACAACAAGUUGCUGCUUUUGAACUGUCUACUUAUAAAGAUGUGGUUAACAAAGCCCUGGUGAUAGAAAAAGGGCUUGACAAUGCCCAAGUUGCCAGAGAAAAGAAUAUGAAGAAAAGGUUUCGACCCACUGAUUCUCCGAGCCAAAAUAGUAGACCUUCAAGUCGAAGGAUCAGAGACCGAAUCAAGUUGUCACCAGAGACAGAGGUCAAGCCCGAGGUGCCAUUAGAUGCUACAGAUGUGGAGGACCUCAUCUCAAGCGAGAUUGCACUUGGGUUGGAGGGACAUGUUUUUUCUUGGGGACAAGAAGGGCAUAAGGCUAUUGUUUGUCCUAAUGGGACCACAGAGGCGACAGGCACCACAGUCCUCUCAAAGAGUUCUGUAAACCGAGCACCUCAGGAAAGACAACAGCAAGAGAGAGGGCAGCAGAGGCCUAGGACCCAGGGGCGGGUCUAUGCACUCACAGAGCAGGAUGCCAAGGGCUUCUAA
Molecule: messenger RNA, 720 nt
Organism: Phoenix dactylifera (date palm)
Lineage: Eukaryota; Viridiplantae; Streptophyta; Magnoliopsida; Arecales; Arecaceae
Source: RefSeq, a predicted model, not a curated record